This is a messenger RNA of Pyricularia pennisetigena, 306 nucleotides long. RefSeq lists its product as uncharacterized. The record is from RefSeq and is a predicted model, not a curated record. Bases 1 to 306 code for a protein of 101 amino acids. Gene Ontology annotation, biological process: proton motive force-driven ATP synthesis. The transcript is spliced from 5 exons. Lineage: Eukaryota; Fungi; Ascomycota; Sordariomycetes; Magnaporthales; Pyriculariaceae.
AUGAGCCACGUUACUCGCCGAGCGCUCUCGACGCUCAUUCCCCCCAAGGUUGCUUCGCCGAACGCUAUCGGCGCUGCCCCCGAUGCCGUCCGCAUGAAGCGCGUCGUCAACUUCUACUCGAAGCUUCCCAGGGGUGCCGCUCCCGAGCAGAAGCCCACGGGUAUCCUCGGUCGCUACCAGGCGAAGCACUUUGGCAAGAACCCGACCGCUAAGCCUAUCAUUCAUGCCAUUGCCUUCAUUCUCGCUGUCGGCUACGCCCAGAACUACUACUUCCACCUCCGCCACCACAAGAACAACCCCCACUAA